UCUUUCGCUCCGCUGCUCCCUGCUCAAGAAUUAUGUCACAUUUCUCUUGAUGUCAGUCUUUUGGCGGCCUUUUCUUGGCUUUUUUCUAUAGAUCUCCACUCUUAGUUCUCUUUGGAGUUACUCGGAUUAUCAUAGAAGGAUCCUAUUGAUUUGGAUUUCUCGCAGAAUUGUUUUUAGCGCGCUAGAAGACUCACAUCUUGAUCGAGCGUGAUCGGAUUUCAGAGCUAGACUGUGACCGCGACCACGAUUUACGUUGGAAAUCUCACCAUUCAUCGAACUUGAGAGGAACUCAAAAGCGUCCUACGCAUCUAGGGAAUCUGAAGAUAACAAGGCCAAAAAAUCCGCCUUUCUAUAAGACGUCUGCUAGUGAAGUCAAGUUUUCCAAGAUGCGUUGGGUUUCCAUAUUAGUUUGCUGCCUAGUCCUUGCCUUUUCUGUAACUUUAUCGCAAGCCCAAACCAGUGCUCAGUGCGCACAAAGAAGCUGUUACCCAGCAACAGGAGAUCUACUGAUGGGACGUCAAGUUAAACUGUUUGCCAGCUCCACAUGUGGCUUGAAUGGACCUGAAAACUACUGUAUGGUUUCCAACCUACAGGAUCAAGAAGACUGCUUCAUAUGUGACUCUAGAGACUACCCUGACAUUGACAAACAAUUCAGACAUAAUCCUGAAUAUAUGUUGUCAUCGUUUGAUGGGGACAAGACCAAGCAAUGGUGGCAAUCAGAGAAUGGUAGAGAGAACGUUUAUCUUCAGCUUGACUUGGAGUCAGAGUUUCACUUCACCCAUCUAGUCAUGACAUUCAGAACGUUCCGUCCUGCUGGAAUGUUGAUUGAGAGGUCAUGGGAUUACGGAAAGACCUGGAAAGUGUAUCGAUACUUUGCUUCUGACUGUCGUAAGACAUUUCCUGGCAUCCCUAAAGGAGAUCCAAAGGAUAUUGAUGAUAUCAUCUGUACUGAUAAAUACUCUACAGUUGAACCCUCAUCUGGAGGAGAGGUAAUCUUCAGAGCUCUCAAAUCACAAGAACCAAUAAAGAACCCCUACAGUCAGAAGGUCCAAAACCUCCUAAAACUGACCAACAUCCGAAUCAACUUUACGAAGCUCCACACCCUUGGUGAUGACAUUCUUGACCCCAGACCAGAGAUCAAGCGCAAAUACUACUAUGCUAUCUACGAUCUGGUAAUCAGAGGAAGCUGUUCUUGUUAUGGACAUGCAGAACAGUGUUUACCUGAACCAGGACAGCCAAACAUACCUGGAAUGGUGUAUGGCCAGUGUAAUUGUACUCACAACACGACGGGAAACAACUGUGAACGAUGUAAAGAUGGCUACUAUGACGUGCCGUGGAGACCAGCUACCGCAGAUAGUCCAAACGAAUGCAGAAAGUGUAACUGUAAUGGUCACGCCGUUCAGUGUCGUUUUGACACGGCAGUGUAUCUGGCCUCGGGGAACAAGAGUGGAGGAGUGUGUAUCAACUGUGAACACAACACUGUUGGGCGAAACUGUGAACGAUGUAAGCCACUCCAUUAUCAAGACCCUAACAAGGACUUCAAGGAACCUGACGCCUGUAUCCGUAUGUAUUCACCUUUUGUUUCUUUGUUUGUUGAUUACUCACUCUUUAACGGUUUUUGGGGACUGGGAAAGAGUCCUGCCGGUUGCCUGCAAUGUGGUUGUGACGUAGGUGGUUCCUAUGACGACCAGUGUGACAAAAUAAGCGGUUUGUGUAGAUGCCGUAAAGGAAUCACGGGACGCACGUGUAACCGAGUUAAGCCUGGGCACUAUUUCCCUCUUCCUGAUCACCUUGUCUAUGAAUCUGAGGAAGCCAGAGCGAUUGGGGUUUCAGAGGUCAAACGUCAACAGCCGCUAAAUGGACAAACAACAUGGACAGGGGAUGGAUUUGUUGAAGUCAAACACGACACAGCUAUUGUUUACUCGAUUACAAACAUACCACGGUCUGGUGACUACGACAUCGUUCUCAGAUAUGAAACGAAGGAUUCCGAAGCCUGGGAUGCUGUCGUCACGGUAACCAGAGCAGACGGUCAAUCCCUGUCCAGCGGUAGCUGCCUUAAGAUCGGAUUUCUGGAACACUAUAGAAACGUUACGAUCAGCUUGAAUCCCGCUUUCCGCUACAUCAGAAUACCUGAUAAUGUUUGCCUGGAGAAAGGCAUGGCUUAUGACGUCAGAGUGACGUUUGUAAGGAAAUCCCUUAAUGGCCAUGACUCACUGUACACUGACUCGAUUACAGUCGUACCAGUCCCUGACAAGCUGAGCAUCUUUCAAGGCCAGGAUGGAUCGUUUAUAAGAAACCAGCUGGAUUCAUAUGGAUGUAUAAAACAACACUAUGAAGCCAGUCAACCUAGGCUGCCUCUCGGAGACAUCUGUAGAAGACAUAUUUUUUCAAUGUCUGCUGUUGUUUACGAUGGUGCAGUUGCAUGCCAAUGCGACCCAACAGGGACGAAAAGGGACGUUAAUGGGUCUCUUAUCUGCGACCCUGUUGGAGGUCAGUGCAAGUGCAAGUCCAAUGUGAUUGGUCAGAGGUGUGACCGCUGUGCACCAGGAUCGUAUGGCUUUGGCCCAAGUGGAUGUUCAGCCUGUGACUGUGACAAAAAUGGUACAAUAAGUGAUGAGUUCUGUAACAUAGUGACUGGUCAGUGCCCUUGUAAAAUCUGGGCUUCUGGUAGACAAUGCAGUCUGUGUCCACCCAAUAAAUGGGGAUUUCCGACGUGCAGAGACUGUGUUUGCAAUGGCCAUGCUGCUAGUUGUGACACCAAAACAGGAGAAUGUAUUGAUUGUCAGCAUAACACUGUGGGGAAAAACUGUGAUUUAUGCAAGCCUGGUUUCUAUGGAAAUGCAAGAAGAGGUACGCCAAACGAUUGCAAACGGUGUCAAUGUCCUGGUGGCAGCAGCGGGAAUUCAUUUAGUAAAACAUGUGUCCUCAAUACAGCCACUACUCCGGAAUCUUCUAUCUGCGAUGCCUGUGAGAAAGGCUACACCGGCAAACAGUGCGAAGAUUGCGCCGACGGUUACUAUGGUAACCCUGUCGUGCCAGGGGGGAGCUGUCAACCAUGUUCUUGCAACAACAAUAUCAACCCAUCGGUGCGCGGAAACUGUGAUCGUUUAACGGGAAGAUGUUUGCAGUGUCUCUAUAACACGGCUGGGUUUAGCUGCGACCGUUGCAAGCCUGGUUACCAUGGUAACGCUAUUGCAAGAAACUGCACAAAGUGUGUCUGCAACAAGCAAGGUACAACGCCAGGAUUUGAAGACACGUGUAAUCACGUGACUGGACAGUGUAAAUGUCAGCCUGAUGUGGAAGGUGUUCAGUGUGACCGAUGUGCCGAGGGGUACUGGAACCUAGCAAGCGGCAAGGGAUGUCAGCAAUGUGACUGUUGUGAAGCAGGCUCCGAGAAGACUAUCUGUAACCAGACGAGCGGUCAGUGUCACUGCAGAGCUGGUUUUGGAGGGCCAAGAUGCUGUGAAUGUGAAGAUAACUACUGGGGAUACGCACCCAACAGUUGCAAUCCUUGUGAUUGUAAUCCAGCUGGUUCACAAAGCCUUCAGUGUGACCGAGAUAAAGGUACUUGUCGAUGCAAAGUAGGACACGUUGGAGACAAAUGUGAUAUGUGUGCUGCAGACACGACCGGCAAGAUGCCACUGUGUGAGAUAUGUGGCGAGUGUUACUAUCAGUGGAAGGGAACUCUUGGUUAUCUGGCACAGAAUGUUACUUACGAGAUUGAUAGAGCAUCCAACCUUUCUGUAUCAGGUUCCGGUGGUGGAAUCUAUGCCUAUGAAAAAGAGCUGAAGGCCUUAGAAGAGAUGUUGAAGCGCGUGCGCAAAAUACUGGACACCCAAAAAACCAUGGAAAAUGACACCAAGAAAAUUGAGGCUGAACUAAACAGAAGUGAAAAACGUUUGAUGGACAUUAUGAAUAUCACAAGUCAAGCUAAGAGUAAAGUGAAUGAAACGAAUACGAGGACAGCAGACGCAAAUAAAGAGAUUGUAAGGCUGAGAAAGAUGCUGGAAGAACUGUUGAAAAAAGGUGAAAAGUUGAAGAAUGAAAUCAACGAAGUCAAGGAAAAGAAUUUCAGGGGAGCUUAUGAAAAGAUUAAAGAGAACCAGCAAAGAUCUCGGGCUGCUGAGAAACGAGUCAACGGAUCGUUGGACAACAUCGAGAAAGCUUCUAAGAAUCGUGAGCAUAUACAAAAGAUAUUGACUGGACCACCUUCAUUCAGCGAUAAGCACCAGCAAAACAAGGUUUCUCUCGAUGACAUCUUCCAUAGAAUCCGAGUCCUCAUGAACCAGUCCGAGAUGUUGAGUGCCAUGGUAUGUGGUACACCACGUGAUAAGUGUGGUUGGUGUAUGGCGGAGGAUUGUGGGACCUGUGGAGGGCCCGGAUGUAACGGGACAAGGAGUCUGGCGAUGGAGGCUGUAAAGAUGGCGAUGGAGGCUGAGAAAGCACAGAAAAUGAGAGAAGCCAAAGCCCACGCUACACUUGAGGAUGCAAUGCAAGCUGAAAUGAGAGUCAACAUGUCACGUGAUGUGGCCCUGAUGGCAUUCCAACAAGCCAUGGAUGCUCACAUGCAGGCAAAGAAUGCUAGCAAGAGAAUGGAUCAGCUGAUCGAGGAUAUCCUGAAGUUCCUCGCACAACAGGUUCCGGACACAUCUGGUGCUAAGGCAUUAACAGAGAAAGUCUUGAACAUGUCACUAUCUGUCGCUCCUGACCAGAUUAAAAAACUCGCUGAAGAUAUUAAAAAUGCUUUGUCUUCCUUGACUGGGAUCGAUGAGAUUCUUAAUAACACGAGAAGGAACCUUACUAAAGCAGAUGGCUUGAAAGACAGGGCAGAACAAGCCAGAGACAAAGCGAAUGCAGUAAAAAAUGUUAUCAGUAACGUGACCAAAGCGUUAGAUAUGGCAGAACAGGCUCAACAGAUGGCGAAAGAUGCUAUUCAGAGUGCUGGUGAUGAUAUCAAUAAUGCGGAAGACAUUAUCAAUAAGCUUUUGGGUGAUCUCGAUGCGUUAGAAAAGAAAAUAGACCAAGCUAAAAACACAACUACCCAGACGAAACAAGACCUACCUCCAAUCAAGGAGGAAUAUGACGAUAACGCUAAGGAUCUGGCAAUGGCGGAAGAUAUCACAAGGACUGCUCAAAAUGAAUCUAAACAGGCUCUUAUUGAAGCUCAGAGGCUGAAGAAGCUGUUCGACCAAGCUAAAGGGAAAAUAAACGAAAAAGUGGGACAAGUGAACAAUGCUUCGGACAGAAUUAGAGAGUUUAAAAGAAAAGCUCGGAAGCUCCAAGACAACCUUGUCAAUAAAAUCAAGACCAUUGAAAUUAUCGAACGAGAGACAAUAACGUACGAAGACCUAAUUGAAGAACUGAAGAAACUGCGAGACGAGAUGAAAAACCUCCAGAAAACACUGAGGGAAAAAGUUAGGUAUUUCAGUUUAUGCAACCCGUCGACCUCGAUCCCUUAACUCUGAUCAUACAUCCUGGCUUGGUAUAAUUUAUCCUGCUGAAUCUCCUAACUGUACUUCAACGCUAUUGGUCAAUGAAAUAAUUGGGCAGAUGUUGGGAUAGUUGCAACUUUGGUCAAUUAACAUCUUGAAAAGGCUAAACAGCUACCAUGCUUUGAGUUACUUUUCUAAGCAUAAAUAUUUGAAUAGGAAUUUUAUCAGCAAAACAUACAAGAAAACCUUGAAAUAUCAAAUUAUAGCUAUUAUUUUGUUAAGUAAUUUUUUGUUGGAGAUAUUUUUUGUUUUCCAGUGAUGCCAUUUCCACCAUGUUAAUGUCAUCAAAACAAUGUUGCUUUAGGAACGCAACUUGGCAGUCAUGCUCAAAAUAACUGUGCACUUAAUAUUUCUAUUGAAUAUCUCCGUGACGUGAGAACCUGCUUUAUAUUAAAAUUUGAGACACAAGAGCGGUUCAUUGAGAGCGGUUCAAAAGGUACGAUUAUUAUUGUCUUUAGUAAACAUUGCGCAUGCUCCAAAUUCAUAACUGCUGUCCCAAAUAUAACCAUUUCGAGUACCACCGGCGCGCUUUGAAAAAAUAUGAUACGUGUCUACACGCAAAUUAUACUGGAUAUCGCGUCAUCGAUACUUGAAGUCUUUGUCGUUUUGUGGAAAAAAUCAGCGAAUUUCUAAGAUUGUUGACAUGCACGAUACUUAUAAACAAUUAUGCUUUUAGCUAUUUGAGAAUUUGAUUCUUAUAUAUUAUAAAUAAAUAAAAAAUUAAAAGCCUUUAGCUGUUAGCGUUAAGUAAAUUAGCUAUUGUUCAAAUUUAUAUAUAGGCAGGCGAUGGGGUUUUUUGUUGGACGUAUAUUUUGAUAUAAGGUGAAUAGACUACUGUAGAAAAUAAAAAUACUUUUAAUA
Molecule: messenger RNA, 6353 nt
Organism: Actinia tenebrosa (Australian red waratah sea anemone)
Lineage: Eukaryota; Metazoa; Cnidaria; Anthozoa; Actiniaria; Actiniidae
Product: laminin subunit beta-1
Biological process (GO): animal organ morphogenesis; tissue development
Source: RefSeq, a predicted model, not a curated record